Pelagomonas calceolata is the source of this 1831-nucleotide messenger RNA. Lineage: Eukaryota; Pelagophyceae; Pelagomonadales; Pelagomonadaceae. The record is from the annotation of a GenBank genome assembly.
GCCGAGUCCGAGCGAAAAUCGAAGCGCGUGCGAGCUGCACUGCACCGUUGCACAGCGCGCGACCCACAGCGGUCGCUCGACAGCUCGCCGGUAGCGUACCGCGAGCGCCAGACUGCCGCGGACGGCCCAUUACCGCGCCUGACCCGCCGCCGCCAGCCGCGCCGCUGACUCGGUGCCGCGCGCGAGCGCCCAGUCGUCAAACAGCUCGAAGACAACCAUGGAGGAGCGCGACAUCCUCGCGCCGGUAGACGCGGCUCUCAAGCUCUUCGCGGUCAACGACGCCGCGACGCAGACCGCGUCUCGCAAGCUCAUGGUCAAAGCUCUGCGGAAUCUGGAGCGAGAGCCGAGUAAUGAGAAGUUCCGGAAGUUAAGGGUCGCAAACAAAGUGGUGCAAUCAAAAAUCAUCAACGUGAGAGGCGCGCAGCAAUUGAUGGCGUGUGGCGGGUUCUAUAACAAGGGCGAGUUCCUCGAGGCGUUAGGUGAGGACUGCGCAGUCAAAGCUAAAACGGUAGCCGACGCGCUGGAGAAGAGCGACGGUACGUUUAAAGUGAAGGCGUUGUUGGCGCAUUCUGCUUGUGUGAGAGGUGUUGCUGUCGACGCGCAAGGUUUUUUAGCAACUGGUGCCCUAGAUAAUGUCGUGCGCUUGUGGGACGGCAAGGGCCAACUCGUACAUGAGUUACGGGGCCACGAGAAGCCGGCCAUGGCCGAUGGGGGCGUGUUGGCUGUCGCGUUGAUGGAGAACGGAGGUCGCGUGCUGUCAGGUGGUCGAGAUGGACGACUCCUAGCUUUUUUGAGAGAUGCGUCGGCGGCGAACUGCUACGUCGGCCACGGCGAGCCCAUCGAUGGCCAGGCGAGGCCGACGAACGCCCAGAACGUGUCUUGCGUGGCCUGCGAAGGAGAUUUGGUGUUGACAGGCAGCUGGGAUAGGACAGUCAUCAAGUGGAACGUUACCAAUGACGCGCCGGGGACGAGGUACGGGCCCUUCCCCCAGUCCAUUACGGGUAUUUGCAUUCUACAGGGCGGCGCGAAAUGUGCGGUGUCGAUUGGUGAUGGUACAUUAGCUUGUUUCGACCCCUUACAACCGCCUCCCAGUACGUUGUGGACGUCGGAUGACGCGAAGGGCGCGCCCAUGCGCGGAUGCUGCUCCGCUGCCGGGUGUGUCGGUACCGCUUCCAAUGAUGGUCUAGUGCGGUUGUUCGAUGCUGAAAGUGGUUCACUCAUAAGAGGCGCAAAAACAGGAGCAGAAGGCUACCUCUACGCCGUCUGUGGUAGUGAUGAUGCUAUCUACGCCGGCGGUGAGGACGGGAUCGUCACGAAGUUCCACGCGCCCUCGUUACAGGUAGCUCUGAGGGUUCCCCAGCCCGCGGCCGUCUGGUCGUUAGCUGUUUAUGGUCCUCAUUUGUUCUGCGGGUUGGACGACCAUUUCGGUGCUGUAUUGUGGACCAGCGAUCCGACACAAGCGCUCGAGGGCCCUGUGGCGACCUCAAUAGAAGCGUCGUGCCACGAGGCGGCGACGAAGGCCGCUCUGUUAGUUCCCGAGGGAGUUUUGGAGGGAGCUGCGGCGAGAGCAUCUAACCAGGGCGCGGCCGGCGGUGAAGUGAGUAUGGGUGGAACACCGCCUCCCCCACCAAAUCCGAACUACGACUUCUCCUUCCCCGUGGAACUGGCGGGACGGCCGGGCCUGCAGAUCAACUGGAACCGCGGCGACGACCCAAAUAUGGUGGCGAUCCAGUUCUGCGACGACAACGGCAUCCCGCGCGACCAGCUCGGCGACGUGGCGGUCUUCGUGCAGAACGUGAUGGCGUCGCAGUCGUAAGUUGCUAGAUUUGUA